AUGCCCAGUUUAUCAGAUGAUUCUAUCACAACAGAAAUUCCAUUAAAAAUUAUUGAUAAUCAUGCUGAAACUGAUAUUUCAUUACGAACAGAUGAUGAUUUCCACGAAGGUGUUUCAUUACUCUUAUCAAUUGAUGACGCCAUUAAAGAAGAAUUAUUUAUGUCAGAUAAUGAUGGUUCCUCAAUAAAUGAUGAUAGAAUUAAGCCGAAUAUUGGACAUACAAAUUUGGAACUUUUUGAGGAUACAGCAGCUGAAUUGUUUUCUCAAUACUUGAAAGUUUUCACACAACCUCAAGCACUUGAACGAUCUGUGAAAUCAGCAAAUUUGGGUACAUUAUUUGGUGUAUAUUUGCCAACAGUUCAGCAUAUUUUGGGUGUAACCAUGUUCAUACGUCUUUUUUGGGUUGUUGGAAUUGCUGGCAUAACACAAGCAUCUCUGCUUCUUGCACUCUGUUGUUUAACUACUUUUAUCACUACUAUCAGUUUAUCAGCAAUAGCUACAAAUGGUGAAAUUAAGAGUGGUGGCGCUUAUUAUAUGUUAUCGAGAAAUCUUGGAACAGAAUUUGGUACAGCAAUAGGCAUACUAUUUUAUCUGGGAAAUGCAGUUGCUGCUUCUAUGUAUUUAGUUGGUGGUGUUGAAAUUUUAUUGAUUUAUAUUUUUCCUGAUCUUACAAUUGGCGGCCGAGAAGUGCAAUCACAAACAGAUAUGUUUGGUAUGAUGUCACAUAAUUUACGAAUUUAUGCUACACUAUUACUAAUACUUGAAUUUAUUGUUGUAGCUAUGGGUGUACGAUUCGUGCAGCUUUUUGCACCGAUCUCACUUUUAUGUGUUAUUUUAUCGAUAUUAUCCUGUUUUGCUGGUGGAAUUGAGAAAUCAAUCAGUCCAGAAAAUGGGCAAAGAGUAUGUAAAAUAGGAGAUCAUUUAUUGCAAGCACAAAUAUUUAUGCCGCAAAAUAUCUCAAUUAUACACAUCUGCAGGUACUGCAAUGAAGGAUUUAUAAGUAGAAAUGUUCCAGAAUAUUGUGGUAAUGGUACAUGCUUUUUACCUAUUGAAUGUGUAAAUGGUUAUCCUGGUUUUACGAGCGGUGUUCUAAAAGAAAAUUUGAAAGCAACUCAUUAUACGAAAGAUGGUGAAUACAAACCUGGAAAAGCAGCAAAUACUCAUAUCGAGGUGUAUCAAGAUGUAAAAACGACGUUCUUCGUAUUAUUGGCUAUUUAUUUUCCAGCAGUUACUGGAAUUUUAACCGGAACUAACAUGAGCGGAGAUCUCAAAAAUGCCCAAAAAUCAAUACCGUCAGGUACAUUAGGAGCGCAAUUGACCACUUCAUUCAUCUAUUUUGCGCUUGCUUUAACAUUUGGUGCUGCAGUUGAUGGUGAUGUUUUACGAGAUAAAUAUGGAGCAUCAAUGGCAGGUAGUAUGGUUGUGGCAAAUUUGGCAUGGCCAAGUCAUUGGAUAUUAUUAGUUGGAUCAUUCACUUCAACAUUUGGUGCUGCUCUUCAGUGUUUAUGCAGCGCACCUCGUUUACUUCAGUGUAUUGCACAGGAUGAAGUGGUACCAGAGCUGAAGAGUUUCAAAAAAUUGACAAAAAGGAAUGAACCAUUCCAUGGGUUGCUAAUUACAACAUUAAUUGCUGAAUUAGCAAUACUUCUUGGUGCAAUGGAUCAUAUUGCAGCUGUCGUUGACUUUUUCUUCUUGAUGUGUUAUGCAUUUAUUAAUGUCAUUUGUGCAAUGCAUUCUAUUGUCAAAGCACCUAAUUGGAGACCUCGUUACAAAUAUUAUCACUGGUCACUUGCUUUGCUUGGUGCAUUUUUGUGUUUUUUCAUCAUGUUUACAACACAUUGGGAUUAUGCAAUUGUUUCAUGUCUUCUUUGUUUUUCAUUUUAUAAAUAUACGGAAUACAGGGGAGCAAACAAAGAAUGGGGUGAUGGAAUGCGAGCAGUAUCAAUUUCAACUGCACAAAAGGCUUUGUUAACGAUCGAUGAUAGCGAAGCAUCACAUCCAAAAGAUUUUAGGCCACAACUACUCAUUCUUUUUGCACUAAAAUGGCAAGAUGAUCAGAGUGAUUUACGCUAUAAACGUUUACUUCAUUUGGCUUCACAAUUAAAAGCAAGUCAAGGGUUGUGCGUUGUUGUCGCAUUUCUUUGUGGUAAUCCUUUUGAUGAGAAUGAUCGAAAUAGCGCUAAUGAGAUACGGAAACGAUUAAAAGACUAUAUGAAAGAAGCAAAGCUUCGUGGAUUUGCGAAAACUCUUGUAUAUGGCGAAUCUCAAAUUUGUGGGAGUAUUUCAACAGUUAUUCAAAGUACUGGAGUUGGUGCUCUUUGUCCAAAUACACUACUAUUAAAAUGGCCAAAAUAUAGUUUAGAUUGGCCAUCUGAACCAUCUGAUUCAGAAUAUUCAACAUUUGUGGAUAAAUUACAUGCUGGAUAUGUCAUGAAAAUGUGUCUCCUUGUCGCCAAAGAUAUAUCACAUUUUCCCUAUAUAACUGAACCUGUAAAAGAAGGUUAUGUUGAUGCAUAUUGGAUAAUUCGUGAUCGAGGCUUUCUUGGUUUAAUUGCUCAUUUAUUGCUAAAUCAUAAGGUAUGGCGUGGAUGUCAAUUGCGCGUAAUUGGUAUUGCUCGUGAUAGUGAAGAAAAAGAAGAGAUGACUGGUAGAAUUAAUUUCUAUUUGAAAGCAAUGCGUAUUGAUGCUACUGUGCAGGUAGGUAUACUAAGUGAUCCCAAUAUAUCACGUUCUGACUUUGAACGAACAUUAAUGAUGGAAGAAAGAAGUCAAAUGGCACGUGAAGCAAGAAGAUUUACAAUGAUGAAGAAAAAUAUUGAGCCAUUAAAGGAAUUGAAUAAUAAAACACCAAAUGAUAUUGAUAACAUUGAGCCAAUGAAAAAAAAUCGUUUCUGCAUUGAAAAACAUGCUGGUGAUAUUGCAGUCGAUGUUGAAGGGAAUGCUGAUGGUAAAAUUGAUGAUGAUCCAAUCGUUCAAGAUAUCAAUUUACAUUUAAAUAUAAUGGAAAAUCGAGAUGUUCAAACAUUUCCCACAGAAACAGAGCUAGGGAGAAAAAUUGUGAAGAAACUACGGAUACGUGAUGAGGAUAUCAAGUAUGACAAUGAAAGAAUAAAACGCUUACAAAAUUUAGACAGGCGAAAGGUUCACAAAAUGCACACAGCGACUCGUUUGAAUGCUCUAUUCAGGAAGACAUCCGAAAAAAGUCAAUUGAUACUACUUAAUCUUCCAAAACCUCCCGAUGUGAAAGAAGGUUUCACAGAUUAUUUGCAUUAUUUAGACGAGCUUACAGCAGGCUUACCAAGAGUUCUUUUUGUGCGUGGUGGCGGAGCAGAAACUCUCACUUCAACUGCUUAA
Brugia malayi is the source of this 3354-nucleotide messenger RNA. RefSeq lists its product as uncharacterized. The coding region runs from base 1 to 3354 and encodes 1117 amino acids. The record is from RefSeq and is a predicted model, not a curated record. Gene Ontology annotation, biological process: chloride ion homeostasis; chemical synaptic transmission; potassium ion homeostasis. Gene Ontology annotation, cellular component: membrane. Gene Ontology annotation, molecular function: potassium:chloride symporter activity. The transcript is spliced from 27 exons. Lineage: Eukaryota; Metazoa; Nematoda; Chromadorea; Rhabditida; Onchocercidae.